Messenger RNA from Pangasianodon hypophthalmus (striped catfish), 2611 nucleotides. RefSeq lists its product as uncharacterized. Lineage: Eukaryota; Metazoa; Chordata; Actinopteri; Siluriformes; Pangasiidae. The record is from RefSeq and is a predicted model, not a curated record. The transcript is spliced from 4 exons. The coding region runs from base 162 to 2024 and encodes 620 amino acids.
GCACGCGCGCGCACAUACACAUACACACACGCACACGCUUGGCCUUGUAACCAGGCUGUAGUGCGCGUGCAGAGCCGCUGGAGGACUGUCUCCACAGCACGGGUCAAGGCGUUUCAUUCCGGGCCACCGGGUGUAAACCUGCAGCUCUGCGGAGGAGCGCGAUGGCGAGGCGCAGAGGAAAGAGCAGCAGUAAACAGGACGAUAGCUGGUUACCUUUAGAGCCACCGGCGGGACAGUCGUCCCGAGGUUUUAACGAGUAUGUCAUCCCGGGUGUUUUGCUGCUUAUCCUCGCUGUCGGCGGGUCAGUGCUCGGCUGGGUCUGUAGCGAUCACCAGCAAACGAUCGACAGUCUGUCGGAAACGCUGGCGUCCAUGCAGGCGAGAAUAACGAAGCUGCAGCAGCAGUUAGGGACUGAUAACGCACAGCUUGCCAAUGUGGGUGGUUUUGAAGAGCGCCUGCUGGCUCUGGAAGAUGCCUAUGCCAAAGCACAGAGACAGGUUGAACUCGCCCUUGCUACAUCCGAACAAAUCAAGUCCAAAGACCUUCAAAGUAAAGUGUGGUCCCUGCAAACUGAGAUGAAUGACAAACUGGCAGAGCUCCAGCAGAACACUAUUUCCAUUGCUGCUCUGAAUGCCAUCAUUAAGAACAAGAGUAUUGAGUUUGAGGUUGUGAAGCAGAGCGUCAACACCAUGUUGAGUGCUAACGCAGAACUAGCCGUUCAGAUUUCUGGGUUUUCAAGCACGCUUUCAGUCACCAAGUUACAUUUGGAUGAGCAGAUCUCCAUUGUGGAUGGUCUGAUGUCUCAGUUAGAGGGUCAAAAGAGGGAGAUCAACGAAAUAAAAGAAUUAUUUGCCAGCAACCAGGAAUCACUUGCUACAAACGCACGGGAGUUGUUGGAUGUCAAAGAGCUGCUAGAAUCUGAGCAAAUUAAGCGGACACAAAAUCUUGAGAAGCAGCUGAGGUCUCUGUAUAAGCGUCUGGAAGAUCAUCAGACAAAUACAGAGAGUCUUCAUUUCCAACUUGCAGCUCAGUUGGAGGCUUUACAGAUCCAGUUUUCGCCUGGAGUUCAGCAACCCAGCAGAGCUGAAGAGGAGGUUCAGGUUGAGGAACAGGUCACCACAUCAGACAACAAAAAGAAAAAAGCACCUGAAAAGGAGUUGGAAAAUACUGUAGAAGAAGAAUUUACAGAAGAGGAAGAGCUUAGAGAUAAUAGGGAGCUAGCAGCUGUUGAAGAAGUUGAAGCAAGUGACUGGCCUGUAGAGGAACCUGUGAAAGAGAUCCAAACGCCCUCAGAUGAACUGGACAUUGAAAUUGAAGGGGAUGUUGCUGAGGAACAAAAUGAGGUGGAUAUUACUGAGGAGAUAGAGACUUUACAGGAGGCACACAUGGUCACAAAUGAAAUAGAGGAGACUGUUGUAGAUGAGAUCCAGACAGCUUUGGAGGAUUCAGAUCGUGUGACAGUUGAAACAGGGGAGAUUAUGGAUGAGAACAUGGAGGUAAAUGUUGGAGAAGAGAUUAAAAUUCAUUCAGAGAAGGCAAACAUGGUUACAAGUGAAACAGAGAAGCAAACAGAGGUGCCAGAUGCAGAAGAGAUCCAGACUCUUUUAGAGGAUUCAACCACCGCCACUACUGAAACAGAGGAAGCUGCUGUGGGGAAGCAAGAAGAGUCUACUCCAGCACAGGAAAUGCAGACAGGUUCAGAGGAAACAGAUGCGCUCUCAAAUACACCUGAUGAGGUUUUUAGUGAGGAACACGCUGAGCAUGCUGCAGAAGAAAUCCACAAUGUUUCAGAUGAGAUAUCAACUGCAGAAAUUAAGACCCAGGAAGAUGGUAAUGCAGAGCAAGAAUCUGGGACUGCUGUGGAGGAGAUUCAGAUUGCUUCAGAUGAGACAGAGAUUGCCACAAAUGGGAAUGUAGACAAUCAGAUGAGAGAAGUUAUCCCAGCUGAGAUUGAGCAGGAAGCAAUGGAGGAGCCAAGGAAUCAGCUGUCUCAGAAAAAUCAGUUAAAGAAGUGUAAUGGCUAAAGGAGGAACAUGGCUAAAAGAAAACUGUAACAGCAUGUGAACUAUUUCUCAUGUCACUUUCUCACUUUAGGUUUUAAGGACUCUUGUAUGAACGUAUGUGAUCUUCCUAUACUCUUAGAAAAUUUGGAGCCCUUAAGGGUUCUUUGAUUAAGCCUCUGAAAGAACACUUAAAGGUUUUUUUUUUUUUUAUAGAACACUACAACAGUGAUUUUCUAUCUUCUUAUUCUAUCUAUUAAUUAUCCAGUGAACCUUUAGAUUCAUUGAAGAACCCCUUUUUUUCCUAAGAGUGUAAUUUCAAAUGAUAUUUUGAUUAAAAAAAAGACUGCUUGAGAGUUAUUGUACAGUUCUUUAGUCUUACUUUUGUCUGAUUGAAAGUCAAUACUAAAUGAAACAUCCAAACUGUAUUAUCCUUGUGGGGUUUUAUUUAUUUUUAGUUCUAGCUCUAAAAUGAGAAGAUGCAGUUUUCUAAACAAUAAGAAGGUUGUGUCACAUCAAAGAUUCUAUACAUUUUGAAUUUUUAAUAUUUUCACCCAAAUUUUCCUUUCUAACACUAGCCUUUUUUAAAUAAACUAGAUUUUCAUUUUAUA